Molecule: messenger RNA, 1110 nt
Organism: Ambispora gerdemannii
Lineage: Eukaryota; Fungi; Glomeromycota; Glomeromycetes; Archaeosporales; Ambisporaceae
Source: the annotation of a GenBank genome assembly
AUGGAUUUAAUAUAUUUUCAGAUUUUCUUAUCCUCAAUAAUUGAAAAUCUUCAGCAGCACUAUAGCUUUAUGGCGACUGAUAAUAAAACUGCAUUAACCGAACAUUUCGCGCACAAGAUUCUCACCGAAUACCUAGAGGCGAAAGGGUUCAAAGUGACUCGACAUGCGUAUGGUUUAAAGACAGCAUUUCGCGCUGAAUUUGAAAAUAGGGUGGAUGGUAGCAGCGCGAAUGAUAAAGUACGGACUGUGUCGUUUAAUUCAGAAUAUGACGCGUUGCCUGGCAUUGGACAUGCAUGCGGGCAUAAUCUUAUCGCCAUUUCCGGUGUUGCUGCUGCAUACGGCGUCAAACAAGCAUUAAAGUCAUUGAAGAUGCCAGGAAAAGUGGUGUUAUUUGGGACGCCUGCCGAAGAAACCAUUUUUGGAAAAAUCAUGUUACUUGAAGCCGGAGCUUAUGACGAUGUUGACAUAUGCUUAAUGAUUCAUCCUUCAAACCAAGAUAAUAUCGGUGCAGCGUUUUUGGCUUUGGUUGAUGUUGACAUCGAAUAUUUUGGACGAGCAUCUCACGCUUCUGCGGCGCCUUGGAAUGGAAAAAACGCGCUUGAUGCUGCAAUUUUGGCGUAUACCUCUGUUUCAUUACUACGGCAACAGAUACUUCCAUCGGACAGGCAACGAGACCAACUCGCCAAGCUACGGCAAAGAGUUGAAAGUUGUUUCAUUACUGCUGCUGCUUCUACGGGAUGCAAAUAUAAAAUUACGUGGGGUCAUGAGGUUAACGAUGUUUUGACGAACCUCAAGCUCGGAAAUAAAUACGCCAAGCAUAUGAAUGACUAUGGCGUCGAUUUUCCGUAUGAUCCUUUGUCUUCUGCUGGAUCUACUGAUAUGGGAAAUGUGAGUUAUAGAGUACCUAGCAUUCACUCACGAAUAAGCCUUGGCACAAAAAAUGGGAUUCACACUCCAGAAUUCGAAAAAGAUGCAAAAACAAUCGAAGCACACACACGAAUUAUACGUGCUUCAAAGUGUUUGGCAUUGACAGCGUUAGAUGUGAUCACGGACGAUCAGUUUUAUAAAGAUGUGUAUGAUGAAUUUGUUAGAGUCAAACCUAAACUUUAA